AUGCCUGCUAUACCACCUCCCGCCAGCAUCUCCCCUCCCACCGUUACUCCCGUCGGCUCGGGCAAUCUCCCCGUCGUUGUCGCGUCCGACUCUGCACAUGUCGCUGGGAAUAAGUCACCGUUUGGGAACUGGCAGCCGUCUGAUCAAGCAGCAACCCGUGCUCAAACCAGGGUCAUCUCGGGCAUGCGGCUGAUCAACUCGUUGAACGAUGAAAUGAUCCCAGGACUGGUAAAUGCAGCAGUCAACGAAGCACGGCAGCAAGCUAUCGACGCUUUGGUAGAGGCACGAGUGGAGACAAGAGUCCAAGAACGCCUCGCAGAAAUAGAUGAGUCCCGCAUCCAGAAACGAGUCAAUGAGCAUCUUCAGGAGAUCUUGGGAGAAAACGCUCCCGACCAUGUCGCUGCGGCCUCCAGUCGCUCCGAGGGCACUUCUUUCGUUGCGUCGACACUGUCUCCGCAUGAUUCAGUGUCCGCCGCAUGCAAACCUUCAUCGACCCACGCGACCCCCCUCACCCCCUCAUCAAUUCCAGAGAACCGCGCCGAUCCUUCAACGUCGACACCCGACUCGGUUGGCGCGGAUCCCUCGUCGAGCCCAGAUACCGGCAGUGUUAGCCCUUCGGCUACUAGUAACGCCUCCGAUAAGACUCGAGCAGCAGACCCCACUCCCGAGAAUCCGGAGAAGGCACAGCAACCUGAUGUGCAGCGCGCACUCCUACUUCACGACACCAUACGAAAUCUGAUCAUCAACCUUUUGCUUGACAUGUCGCAAGGGAAGCCGGUGGACGAGCAGAGGUUUGCCGACGCCAACCGUGCUCUCAAUGCACUGGUAAGUGCCCAGGAAGCCCAAACAUUCCACGUCCCGAGAGAUCCGCCGCAAACUAUUCAAGAACUUAUCGACCGUACGCCGCCUUGGAUCUGGGAGGUUAUUCGGUACAUCCAGCUCAAGUCCACCAGGUACGAAUGCAGUGUCGACGCGAUCGUAUCUAUGUUGCUCUUCUAUGCAUUCUCUGGUUGGGGUUCGUUCAAGAUCCUCCCACAGUACAAGGUUCGCAAGGAGGUGAUGUUAUCUGACGAAGAUCUGGCGUAUUUCAAGUCGCUUUCCGACGACAUCAAGCUGCGGAUCAAAGCAGAGAAUGAAGGAUGGAUCGCCCAGCUCUCGACCGACUCGCUUAACCGUGUCGUGGCCGCUCGCUCUGAGGGGCGCGCUUCUUACGUCAUCCCCGAGUUCUUGGUUUGCGCCGUCGAUAUACACGGCAGGCCGAGCAGGGUCAUCUUGUUCGUGGAAGACAAGCUCAACGCAAAUCCCCUAGAACAGCUUAUGGUUUACUUCGACGCAUUCAAGCACGAGGUCGAAGUGUACGGCCUGGGAUGCCGCAUUGUGCCUGUUUCUCAAGGUGGUCAAGGUAUCCAGGCGAUGCUCUGGCGCCGCGCACCUGGCGGCGGUCCUGCUCUUAGGGUCUUCGACGAAGGCCACAACGCCUCCAACCACUCCGGCUGGUACCGUCUCGACAGCGACUUCAUCCUUCAGCACUUGGUGAACCUCUGCAAGGAGAACUGGAAGUACGCUGCGAACGUUUAG
Molecule: messenger RNA, 1578 nt
Organism: Epithele typhae
Lineage: Eukaryota; Fungi; Basidiomycota; Agaricomycetes; Polyporales; Epitheliaceae
Exons: 7
Coding region: 1-1578 (525 amino acids)
Source: RefSeq, a predicted model, not a curated record